CUAUGAUGUCAUGUAGUCACUGGCCGUGAGAUGGGUAUAUAUACACGCUGCUCUCUCGCCACUAUUCUACUGCUAAGAUCUACAAAGCUUACUUUUAUUAUUGAUAUUGAUAUACUAAUCCACAAUGAUCUACUUGUCUGCUCGUGCCGCCCGCAUCGGGGCCAACCGUCAGGCAUUGCCUCUACGUUCGUUCUCUAUUGCCGUGCCGGCUCGGAAGGAGGGUGACCUCGGGUCACCCAAGCCACGAGGAUUCCUUGCUGAAAAAGAUUCCUUCAGCCGCCGAGAAGCCGCAUACGAGGCCAUGUACAUCCGCUCCCACGAGGCAGAGAAACUGAAGCUCCUGCAGAGCCAGUUGAAGGAACAACGACGAUACUUGGACGCGAUGGAGGAACAUAUUAAGGAAAUUACCCGCUCGCAGGGUGGAGAGCUGAACUAGUUGUUCUAUGAUUUUGGUUUUUCGUUGCUCUUUUUUCUCAAUUUUUUUUACGAUUAUCUUGGAUACUUGUGCUACGAUUGAUUCGACACUUGUGAGGCUCAGACAGCCGCCCGUUAUAUAUGACUGACUGCG
Messenger RNA from Aspergillus glaucus CBS 516.65, 568 nucleotides. RefSeq lists its product as uncharacterized. Gene Ontology annotation, cellular component: mitochondrion. The transcript has 3 exons. Lineage: Eukaryota; Fungi; Ascomycota; Eurotiomycetes; Eurotiales; Aspergillaceae. Gene Ontology annotation, molecular function: ATPase inhibitor activity. Gene Ontology annotation, biological process: negative regulation of ATP-dependent activity. The record is from RefSeq and is a predicted model, not a curated record. Bases 125 to 436 code for a protein of 103 amino acids.